AUAAAGGUCAACAGAUCCAGCUGCUAGGUAGCAUGAUGGUAUAACAUGUGCUCGUUGUGCUCAUGCAGCUCUGAAAGAUGUCGCGAUCUCAGCAAUGUCUUGGCGAUACUGUAAUUUUGCGCAGCCGUCGGCGAACCCUGCCUAAUAAUCUGACCGCUGGACGCCUGAAGCCGGACCCUGUGCACGAUCAACCGGCAUCCGCCCUUCAAAUCAGCACAGAAGGGCUACUGUGACUCCGCGUUCCUGUGCGGCUUGACCGGUUUACAGCGCCCUUGACUUAAUAGCAGCCAAGCGGCCUCAGGCUUGACUCACUUUUGAUCAUACACACUCAUUUUCGGAGAACCCACACGAACCUCCGUCGUGAUUGCUGACCAACCCACCACAACGCCCUUCCCCACACACGAAUACACUCACCCAAUGGAGGGCGCUGACUUCGCUUUUGAUACAGCGGAUAUGGACUUCAAUAAUGUGUUUGCGACGUUGCCGCAGCAGCAGCAGUUCGCGAAGCCUACCGAGGAUAACACCUUUGGCUUCUUUGGUGACGAGGGUAUCGACACGGCCGCAUCAUUCAUCGAUCCGACCAUCUUCUCGACCCCGUCUCAGGAUAUGAGCUUUAUGUCCCAGACUCUUGCCAUGGAUAACACUAUGAGCAACAACCUGUGGAAUAGCCAUCUUACACCGGAAACACUUGCGAUGAACUCCUUCCCAGCAACUCCUACACAAUCACUUGAGAUGUACCAGCCAAGCCUGGGUACUUCGUUGGGCAAGAGGCCGCGUCAACUCGAUGUCGAAGACUUCACCCAGUCUAAGCGACAUGAGUCGACAGGGGACUACACAUUAACUUCCUUCUCAUCAGCUUCACCACAAAUAGACGUAGUCCAGGGUCUCUCGGAUGAGGCUGCCGACGUGUGCACAACAUGGUUCAACAAGUACGCCGUGUUGCCGAGCGACCGUCACAUCGACUCGCUCAGCCAGCUCACAGGAGAGUCUGCAGAUGCCAUCCGGCAAUGGUUUGGGCUAUUGCUGAAACAGGGUAUGGGGGGCCAUGAUUCAGCCUACAAGUCGCAAACCGAUAUGAUGCCAGCUUUGUGCUGGUCUGAUUCAUAUACAACAGAUCUGGUGCCCCAACAGCAGCAAGGGAUAGAGUUCCCUGUAAAUAUUCAAAACGCUCAGCUUACACAGAACACGGCAACACCAGAGAGACGGACAAGCGAUGACACAACAGUGGCCAACCCACCGGCACCAACGCUCCGUGGGAAGAAGAAGCGCUGUUCACCUACUGAGGACCGGGACCUACUAGACAGAGACCCAAACAAGAUCUACCAAUGCACGCGGAAAUGUGGCAAGCGUUACGGCCGCAAGUGUGAUUGGAAGAGAAAUGAGGAAGAGGGAUAUCCAUGCAAGUCGUGGGUGUGCAGCUUGUGCACAAGUGAUGGUGUCGAGAAUGUGCGCCCAUGCUUCCGGAAGUACCAUUUCGUUCAGCAUUUCAGGAACAUCCACCCUGAUGUGAACAGCGAUGAGUACGAGCAGGCUAGUGUUGUGAGCUCUGAGACUGAGUUCCCUCGGAAUUGCGGGUUCUGCAAGCACAAGUUCGACUCGAGGCAGGACCGCAUCGACCACAUAGCAGAACACUUCAAGCAGGGCAAGUGUAUGCUGGACUGGAACGAUGAGAGCAACGACGACGCCGACAACAGCGACAACACCGAUGAUGAUGACGACAAUGACAAGCCCAGCGGCGACGGGUAUGACGGUGCGCCGUCGCAUCCGCCACGGGAAAGCGAUCCUCGUAACCACUUUGGCUCUCACUACUAUGGCGGCGGCGACUACGGAGGCGGCGGCAGCAGCAGCAGCGGUGGCAGUGGAUCUAGUCUACUGCCUGACAGCUUCUUCCAGUUCCAGCUUUCGUCGAAAUCUGAAAACGUCGAUGUCGCGAAGCAACCACAAGGCGAUCAGCAGCGCAUUCGACAACGAUCCUCCUCUACACCAGAGCCUAUCUCAACUGAGUUAUGCUCAACUGGAGCAAAGCACGCUUCGACAGCGCGAAACGACCCAAUCACUUUGGCCGGAGAUGCUAUCUCCGGCCGGUUAGUUGGGGGGGCCAAGGUCCCAUCGCAACCUCUCGUGGCUCGCGGAGUUUGUGUAAGCACGGAUGGUGUCGGCCUCAUACCAGACGCUGUGAAUCGACAACUAGCAGUGCUAGAAACACAGACUGAUCCGGCGGGUCGGAACACCAAGAUCAGUCCACUCGAGUCAUCAGUACAGAGCCGCACAGAGGAGCUACGCGUCCCAGUGUCAGCUGUACUAGAUAAUCGCACAGACCUGUCAAGCUCUGCCGUCGUCGUGGUACCGACCAUGCACACCAAAACAACGUCAUCGACUGUACUUGACGCGUUACAGCACUUUACUCCGCAGUCAUUCCUGAGUGUCAGACUCCUUGGUGCUGGUGGAUUUAGUACUGUCGACGAGGUAGUACAUCGAGCGACGAACUUACGAAUGGGUCGUAAGACACUCAAGAAUCGCAACCCCACCGCUAUUGAGGAACUCAAGAAGGAAGUAAGCGUUCUCCAGAAGCUACGCCACCCUCACGUUAUCCGCCUGCUCGGUGCAUACUCCAAGGGCGACAAGAUGUCGAUCCUAGUAUCUCCCGUUGCAGAGACAACACUCGCGCUCUGGCUUGAGCAAGUUACGCUACAACCAGCCAACCUCGUCAAUGUCGUCAGCAAGAUGUUUGGUUGUCUUGUGUCAUCUGUUCGCUAUCUCCACGAACAGCGACCAGUUGUCAAGCAUAUGGACAUCAAGCCGCAGAACAUCCUUGUUCUCCAAGGCGACCAAGAGUUCCCACGCGUAGUACUCUGCGAUUUCGGCAUCAGCUCUUCAGACGACCUGAAUGAUGGCCAGCACAAGCCACUGACGCGUCGUUAUGUCGCACCUGAGGUUUUCAACGGAUUCGCACGCGAGCAAGCUGCUGAUGUCUGGUCUCUUGGAUGCGUCUUUGCAGAAAUGGCAUCAGCGCCGUUCAGCCCGUCGAACUCAGACUGGCUAGACUUCCGCCGCGAGUACAGCGGUCGUACAGGCAAGCACUACUGGCAAGACGUUCCGAGCCUGCAAGACCGGCUUUCACGCUUCCUGAAGGAAGCCGCGACUCCCACCGAAGUAGAGGUGGUUGGUACGCUCAAGGAAAUGCUAAACGCAGAUCCCACCGAGCGACCGAGCGCGGCACUUCUCUCCUUGAAGUUCACCCCAGCGCCUUGUUGUCUUGAGUGGCCGAACGACCAAGCUGUCUUCCCUGCACCGGAUCAAGAGCUUGAAGCGGUAGAGACACUUGUUCGUAAGAACGGCGUCGACUGCUGUGAUCACCUUGAAGCUGCCAGCAUAACUGUCAAUCACAGUCAGGACAUUUUCAAGAAUGCGAAGUCCUGGAUUGAAGAGUGCUAUCACACGCACGACGUAUGUCGCACCGUUGCAACGACCGACAAGGUUCUACCGACGCGCUUAGUCGAUACCCAGCCUGAGGGCAUCGACGAUAGUAGUGUUCGCAUCGUUGACAGCGCUUCGCUCGUGCAAGGCAUUGAAACCUUGAGAUAUGUCACGCUCAGCCAUAUAUGGACUUGUAGUAGUCCCACGCUGACAACCGACCGACUCAAGAACGCGCAGCUAGGUCUUCAGCGACAGGCACUGCCAAAGGCACUCGAGUCUGGCAUCCAGGCUGUACAGAAGCUUGGCUUCCGGUACAUCUGGGUCGACUCGCUCUGUAUCGUCCAGGAUUCUGAAGCCGACAAGUACGCCGAGUGUGCGAAGAUGGCAUCCGUAUACCGCAAUGCUGCCCUGACAAUCGUACUCGAUCAGAUCGAUGAGGGCGAUCCUGCGAUCACCAAGAUGGCAUCUGGCCUAGUCCCGCCAAACGCAAAUGCGAAUGCACUGGCCAUGAAUGCGAAUGCACAGGACAACAAGGUAAACGUACUGUCCAAGAAUGCGAAUGCGAAUGCACGACUGUCAGCUUCAUCAUCGCUGCCAGUCAGCGACUUUACCACGCCCGGCUUCGGCUGGGACACACGCGCCUGGGCACUCCAAGAGCGCCUACUCAGCAGCCGCCUCCUGCAUCUUUGCGAGAAGCAAUUGUACUGGGAGUGUGCAUCACUGAAAGCGUCUGACACCUUCCCGCGAGGGUUGUCGUCUCUCUUGUGGGAGAAGACGCACAGCAAGGCGCGCCACGAUAGCCCUCAGCGCGGCAAGUCCGGCUCGCAGUCGAUCACCGUCAAGAACACGUUCGACACGCCGGUACCCCUCGAGGCUACCCGUCUUCGCAACUGCCAGUGGAUCCACAAAGAAGGCACCGUCAACGGCGACAGCUUGGAUGUCGCGCACACGACGCAGCGAGGGGCUCCUCUGAGCUCCGACCGCGUCUCCGCACUCAAGCACCGCAAGACCUCCAGCAACGUUGUCGCUCCUAGUACUAAGAGCGCGAUUGACGCUGCGUGUACCACGAACGACCAGAUCGGCUCCUUCAACGCAUCGGGCCCCUGGACCGGCACACCCGCCCCUGCGAGCACUCGCACCGCGCUCGCCCGCGCGCCCAGCCCCUACAUGAAGCACGUCUUCGCCCUCACCUCGCUGUCCGACAACGCUCGGCCGCACUUCAGCGGCGCAUUCAAGAAACCCGCCGACACACGGUCCGCGCCCAACGCCGCACGCCUCAGCCCACAAGCCCCCUCGCACACGCCAACCACGUCUUCGGCUUCAAAGAACGAGAAGACUGCGAUGCUGCGUGCCAGUAGACCCGGUGUGAGCAACCCGCCGUUCUAUGACUCGGAUAACCGCCUCGUUGCACCUGCGACGGCGGCGGCGGCGGCGGCGGCGACGACGAAGAAUCCGCUGUGUGAUGCGCUCGCGCAUACGCUGGCGCAUCAGCUGGAGUCGGGGGUCCGAUCGCAUCCUUGUGCGCGUGCUACUGCUACUGCGGAGGACGAUGAAAGGGCACAGGAAGAUGGGACGAAGGUUUAGGCUAGCUUCUGUUACGAGACAGGGUUUCACUUUCUUUUCUUUUGCUUUACGGUUUCGAUAGGUUGGUUCGAGUGCAAUGCAGGUUAGUGUAGAGACACAACGAAAUCAUUGCUUAUUGUUA
Molecule: messenger RNA, 5122 nt
Organism: Boeremia exigua
Lineage: Eukaryota; Fungi; Ascomycota; Dothideomycetes; Pleosporales; Didymellaceae
Exons: 3
Coding region: 418-5001 (1527 amino acids)
Biological process (GO): protein phosphorylation
Molecular function (GO): ATP binding; protein kinase activity
Source: RefSeq, a predicted model, not a curated record